AUGUUUCAAAAUCACAUGACUCCUCCUCCCUCGUCGGCAUCGGUGGUAGGAGUGCAACAUCAACCACAAGUAAUGAACGAUCCACUCAAUUCUACAUCCAUGUUGAAUAAUAAUAAUAACACCAAUAAUAAUUUACACAAUAUUCCUACAACUUCAGGGGGUAUUGUCGUACCUGUUCCUAGGCAUUCCGCUUAUCAAACUCCUCUUCAACCAACUACUCCAAAGAAUCCAGGCUCUGCAUCAUCCAAUAUAGUCUUAAAUACUCCUGUAGAGUCUUCUGCUGCUAAUACUCCUCCUUUUAAUAAUCAGGUUCAUGGGGAUGCAAUGGCUGUCGGAGAUCAACAUGGAGAACAUCAUCAUUUGCAACACAAGACCCCUAAUUUUCCAUACUUUUCAUCUUCUGCCUCUGUUCAACACGUUUUAACAACAGAUAACAAUCCACAGCAACCUCCUUACUCAAACGGAGUUCCAACAGCAACAAUUGUGCAACCACCACAAACAUCCUAUGUUGUAAAUAAUCCAGCAGUUGAACCUGUCACAACUAAUGCUCCACCUGUCUUAGAAAAAACAUCUUCACGAUCAGAGUCUCAAUUUGUGUUUUCUUGCAAGCAUUGUAGAACAAUAUUUAUUGACAGCAAUGCCCUAGUUUAUCAUAGUGACGAGAAUGAAAUUCUUAGCUUUUGCAGUAUCUACAAAGUCGAUGUUCGAGAAAACGUACAAAUUGCUCCAAGUGACAGAUUUGACGCUGGAAGUAAUUAUUACCCAUUAUUUUGUCGUCACUGCCAGUCAUGUGUUGGAAGAAAAUAUAUAAUGAGUGACAAAAGCCCAGUAGUUGACAUUUUACAUUUAUACACACUAGAUUUUGAUUGCUUAUCUGUUUAUGAGUUAUGGUCAGCAGAAUCAGAAAAGAACAUAGGAGAAGAAGGAAACGUUACUGAAGCAGCAGCACUAUUUAAAGAACUACCCACCCUAAAGUCAAUUAAUGAUGAAAUUGGAUUUAUUCACAAAACUCUUUUGAGUGAAAAAGACAAAGACGAGAAGAUUUUUUCAAGACUUGAUUCUCUUGAAGCCAACACACAAAUAAUUCCACAACUCAAACAAAAAAUAGAAGAGCUUGAAAAGACUUUGAGCAAUCUCAAAGAGGCCCAAACCAAACUCACUCACAAACAUAGACAACUUGGUCAUGAAGUUGUUCACAUUAAGAAGGAGACAAAUGUUACCCCAUUGUAUGAUUUACGACCAGCUAAUUCCCCAAAAAUUGCAAACUCUGAAGCUCUAGCAAACACAGAAAACAACAAAAAACGAACUAGUUUAGGAGGAGCAUCAACUAGUAACAAUCUUACUGAAAGUUUAUCUAAAAAGAAGAAAAACUAA
Molecule: messenger RNA, 1374 nt
Organism: Naegleria lovaniensis
Lineage: Eukaryota; Heterolobosea; Eutetramitea; Acrasida; Naegleriidae
Exons: 1
Coding region: 1-1374 (457 amino acids)
Biological process (GO): chromosome segregation; CENP-A containing chromatin assembly
Cellular component (GO): nucleus; chromosome, centromeric region; chromatin
Source: RefSeq, a predicted model, not a curated record